AAUCACGUUGGUGCGUUAUGAGAAAGCUGUCACCAGUUGCAGACUGCGUCCACCUGCAACUUUACAAGGACCUGAAAGAAAGACAGAAGAACGGACAAACGAAAGCUUCGCUCUCCCUCCAGCAAUACCUGGGCUUUGAGUCUGGAUUCACUGUGGACAAAGAAUCCAACACGCUAGCCAUUUUGUGUGAAGACGUCGUUCCUGUACUUGCCUUUGACACAAGAGAAGUUCUGAUAAAUUGGCGGGUUAAGGUGCAACACAACCUAGGCAGCAGCAAGGAAUUUGCAGCGGUCAUCAUAUCAUCACCACCAGCCAUCAAUAUCAAGCCUGGUCCAGUGCGGCUGCACGCUUGUGGGCCUCGAUUGGCGUUGUGUGCUUCAAGACCUCCUGAAGUGCUGGCACUUUGGGAAGUGAAGCUGUUGAGACGUUUCGGCGUAAUUGACAAACGAUUUUGCGUGGAAGGCGGCUCGCGCUGCGGCAAGGGUGAAGGCUUGUUCGUCUUCGCUGCUGAGGGUGGUAGGGACUUGACCGACUUAUUGAAUAUUCAUAGCCAAGAUGCUCAGUCACGGCUUAGCAUUGCUUCGAGGAGUGGAUCAGCUCUAGAAAAACGUUUCUCGGACACGAGCUCCUGCUUGGACGACUGUUUUCAUACUUCGUUGCGCUCUGUGUCGCCGUCCUGGGCAGGUCCUGCAAGCCAGACCAUGCACUGCCUAUCUGACCUGGACACCAGCCUGGAAAGCAACGGGGAUGAAAAGUUUAGAAGACCGACUUCUUUACCACGAUGCGCUAGUUGCAUUGGCAAGAUUAGCCAUUUAACUAGAUCAUCAACAAUGACUCCGGGUUCCAUCAUGUCUCCAGUUUGGACAAUGGACAACAUAAUCGAAAAGCGUUCCGAUUCGGAUCGAGCGUCUAUUUACUCCCGAUCCAGUGGUAGCGCCUCAGAAUACAGUGUUCCGCGUAGUGCGCUACUUUUGGACAAGAGUUUUGACUCCAAAAGAGAGAGCCCAGUGGCUUGCUGUACGCCAACGGUGCCGGUGAAGACUGGAUUUAGCUGCCAGUGCUGGCAACAGCCCAAGCCUUGUUGUUGCAGGAAGAAGACGUUCAGUGGACCUUAUGAAAAUUAUGACGUGCCAAAGACUCCUAUGCCAUUAAUACAGGAACAUCCAGUGGACAUCACAACAGACGCUUCAAGCUUAUACGAUACACCAAAGAAACUAAAAUGUCUCAUUAAUGGCCAACCCUGCAUGUGUACGCAGAAAACUGAGACCAAGGUCGAAGAUUACAGCCAAGCUGUAGAGAACAAUGACGCAUGUGAUACUAGUGUUAAUAACAACGAAGAGGCGACUUUAGAAUCACACUCGAACUACGUGAACGUUACCCCAGUUACCAAAAAACCAAACCCAAAAAUAGACUAUGGAAACUACGCCAAUUUAGACUUGAACGCAACGUUAGAGAAGUUUGAAAGCUCUCUGCAAAUUCUUAGGAGUGCAGGAUUUAGUCAAGAAGAAUUAGAUGCAUUGGAAGAUAUUCCAGAACAUGAUGACGAUAUUUCUACAGCAACAAUGAACACUGUCCAUCCCUCAACAGAAUGUUGUAACGAACAUUUAAAUUAUAUGCACAUGGAACCGCUAGAAAGCAUUUCUAGUAACAGUAAUAAAAAUUACUCUGAUAAUAUAAGCGUGAGUAGAAUCAGCCACAUUUCAGAUCCUACUCAACAUUCAGAGUCUGACAACACUCUUAGCACAAGAAGGUCCAGUUCUGCUGACUUUACAAAAAGACAAGAUGAUGAGUUCAGUAUCAAUAGCCACUGUUUCACACCUACGGUUCUCAGAAAGACCGACAAAAGUGCAUCCAUCAACAAAGUCAUACCUGUAAAAAACAAUACGCCGAAAAUUUUGGUGCCGAAAGAUAAAGUUUUCAAAGCAGAAACAAAAAGCGAAAACAUUUUUGUCGCAAGAUUUAGAGAUGCUGUCAAAAUCAGAAGAUCGUCAAGUGUACCUAGUAAAUCCGAUAAGAAUAGGGACUCUUCCAGUUCAAACGAUUCUGGCGUAUCGACUGGAUCCUUGAAACAUCACAAGGGAGAUUUUAAUGAAUUCGAAAUGCCAGUCACGAAUUCAAAGUCUUGUAAGAAACACGUGAAGAAUAGUAAGCAAAUUCGAAGAACUUUAACUCCAGUACACACGCCGUUUGUUAAGUCAAACUCGUCGGAUCCGUUGAAAAACUUGACAUUUCACUUCGAAGAAGUCGCCAUUCUCACGAAGUCGAAUUCUUGUGAUGUCGACACUUUAACACGACGGAAGAAGCGAAAUGCAGAUGCAGACAUCACUGUACGACAUAGUCAGAUGACAAACAAAAGCACGUCAAGUGGGGCUUCUGACACGUCAGACUACAUGGAAUCCCUGUCAGUCUCUUCAUUCAGUUCGUGUGACGUGUCGGCUGACAGACAUCUAACUAGACCGAGGUCUGGCAAGGAAUAUGCCAGUAUUGAUCGAGCUGCGUUGGCUAGUGUAUGUGAUAUGUCGAGUGUUUGAAAAUUUAGGAAACAACAUUAGACAUUUUAGACUACAGCGACGGCAUACAGACUGGCAUGCUCUAUAAAGAACCUUUUCGAGAAAGGAAAACAAUCAGGAAAGUGUUGUUUAAAUCUUUUGCAAAUUUCAAGCGAAUUUAGUCGCAUUGCCGAUUAGAUUAGGUAUAUUUUGGAUUGUUUCAAAUAUUUAGACAUUACAUUUCGUGAUUGCAAGCAUUGGUUAUGAAAAAUCUUUCACGCUCAUUGAUGAAAAAAAUAUUGUAACUUGUUUACGUCAUUUGAACAUUAAAAAUGGGAGUGACGGUAAAACAUGUAUUUUUUACAAACUUCAAACUUGAAUUUCUUGGAAUUAUUUUUGUGCAAACUGUACAUAGUAAAUGAAAAGGUAAGUUUACAUUUGUUCCUAUGUACAUAAUGAAUUAGAAUACAUAUUUUCAGUAAAAUGUAGUGGUAGAAUGACGAAUUUUACAUUAUUAAUCGUGCCAAAAAUGUAAUGAAAAUGGCUUUUUGUUUAGGUGGUUUUUGGGUACGUAGAUAUAGUAAACAUGUAUAAUAUAAGUAAGUUUACUUAUACAAGCUUUUUAGAAUUAUAACGUUAAUGUAAACAACAUUCGUUUUAACAUUACAAAGUCA
Hyposmocoma kahamanoa is the source of this 3163-nucleotide messenger RNA. RefSeq lists its product as uncharacterized. The coding region runs from base 18 to 2531 and encodes 837 amino acids. Gene Ontology annotation, molecular function: protein kinase binding. Lineage: Eukaryota; Metazoa; Arthropoda; Insecta; Lepidoptera; Cosmopterigidae. Gene Ontology annotation, biological process: positive regulation of protein tyrosine kinase activity; neuromuscular junction development. The transcript has 8 exons. The record is from RefSeq and is a predicted model, not a curated record.